UAUGCUUGGAAGUCAGGCCUGUGCAGAGCUUGGCAGCCUGCGUCGCAGGGAAUUCAUCCAUUUAUUCAGUCGUGUUGAAGCAGCGUGUUGGCUUUUGAGGACUGGAGAUGGGAACCCCUCGUCUAAAUGUUUCCAUAAAUACUUAUUCAGUUCAACUUCGAGUCAGAAAUACUUCAUUAAUUAAUUCUCAAGGGAAAUUACAUUGAUGAAGCUGAAUAAUAAUUCAGGGGAAAGUGCAGCAGGCUGACAGGACUUUUAGAAAAUGCAUUCUUCCCAAUGUUCUCACUUAAUUUGUUUUAGAUACAAAUCUCAGUUUCCAUAUACGUAUAUAUAUUUGACAUUCUUUAUCUUUCAAUUGCCAGAUGAAGCUUUAAUAUUUUAGUCAUCCUUUUUGGGGAUUUUAAGCUUCUAGCCAAGAGGCCUCACGUUAACACACACUCAUUUGAAAAUGAAAAGGCAAUGGAAGAGCUAUUUUUAAAAUUAUUUUUAAUUAAUUUAAGAGAGUUAAAUUUAAAAAAAUAAUAAUUUCAAAGUUCCAAAUCUGUCCUGAUUUGAGAAAUCUGAGCCUCAGUGAUUUUGAAGUGACGUAAUUUUGUUCAGAGUUGUGAAACAGAGCUUCACUACACUGCUCAAACGUCAACCCCUCCAUCAAGUUAUUUUGUAUUUUAUGGAUCAUACAGAGAAAAUAAUCUGUCUGUUGCAUGAGUGUUAAUGACUUCAAAUGAAAUGUCCAGAACUGGGAAAUAAAGGUAAAAAAAAAUGUCAUUUUGAAAUGAAAGAUGUGUAGAAACUCUGUUCUCUCUUUCCAUUUAAUUAAGACUAUUAUCUAUAAACCCCCUCAUAAUUAUUACUACUUUACAAGCCUAAUUAUUAAGCAAUUCUUGUCAAAGUUUAGCUAAAAAAUCUGUGUGCUUUGAUGUGAAUUCUGCAGUGUUUUUCAUUGGUAGAGGCUUUCAAAGAAUUUAGUUGAAUUAGUGCAUUUGUCUCUGUAAAUCGUCCCGUUAGCUCAGUCUGCAGUCUCCUGUUUCUCUCUGUGUUUCUUCACUUUCUUCAGAUCUGUCCCCUGCUUCUCCUCCCCUCUGCUCUCUUGGCUGGGGAAAGGCUGUUUUUUUCCAAACGCAACGCCAGAAGCGGACGUUAAGAAAGUAUCAGACUUAACCGGAAUCAAUGAGGGAGCCAGAACGGGAGGAGCAGCCCGAAGACAACAUGCCCCCCAAGUUUAAGCGACACCUCAACGACGACGAGGUCACCGGAUCCGUCCGCAGCGAGAGGAGGAAUCUGCUGGAGGAAGACUCUGAUGAAGAGGAAGACUUUUUUCUGAGAGGUCCAACCGGACCCAGAUUUGGACCUCAGAAUGACAAAAUGAAGCAUGUGCAGUCCCAGGUUGACGAGGUGAUCGACGUGAUGCAGGAGAACAUCUCCAAGGUGAUAGAGAGGGGCGAACACCUCGAUGACCUGCAGGUCAAGUCCGAGAGCUUGUCGGACCAUGCGUCUGCAUUCAGCAGCCGAGCCAAACAGCUGCACAGGAGGAUGUGGUGGAGAGACAUGAAGAUGAAGAUGAUUAUUGCACUGGUAGUCGUCGCUCUUCUGCUGAUCAUCAUCAUUCCAGUAAUCCUUCGAUAUCGUAAGUGACCGAUGAGGAUGAGGUGGACCGUUCCUCCUCAUCCCCCCCACCCCCCGCUCCCGGCCCACCUGCAGCUUCUCAACUGUCCAAACCAUCUUCAGAGUUCUCCUCUUCACCCUCAGUUCAGAUCUUACAAUCACAUCCUGAUCCGAGAUCAGUUCUGCUCGAUGAAGUUAAGGGAAAGCAAAAACAUUGACUUAUGUUUUGGCCCUGUUGUCCGUGUAAAGGGAACGCUUCGUGCCACGACACAUAUCACAGGCGCUGGGGGUUUUGGGCCUUUGUCCUUCGUGUUGCAUCUCAGAUAAAUUCUCCAGGACCGGGGGAAUCCGACAGUCUGCGUUAGUUUAUCUCCUGUGAAUCUGCUGCAGCACCCUCGCAUGAAGAGGCUGUAAACUCCGAGCAGAUGAACCUCUGAUGUCUUCCCACAUGUGCAUCUCAAACACCAACGGCAGAGACAGUUUUAAAGGGGACACCUAAGUAGUACAAAGCACAUUUUUAAAAUUCUCUCCCGCACGAAGCGAGAAGACAUCUGAGUCUCAUCUGAGGUUCUUUUUUUUUUUUUUUUUCAUUUUAAUGUGAAGAAAAGAACAAUGGGAAACCAAAACAGCCACGUUCUGAAUGUCUGUUCACCGUUCUGUGCUCUAAACCUCUUACUUCCUGCAGGACUGUGCUGAUCUCUGGACUCCUUUGAUCACAACUGUUCAGGUUUUCAAUUUACUCCCAACUCUGCAACCGGUUCUGUUCGGUUUAAAGCUGCUUUUUGCUUACUUUCCCUUUUAAGUUGUUACUAUUAUUUCUGGUUUAUGAAGUUCUGUAUGAGCGCUGGUAUUUGCUACUGAGGGGGACGGUUUAUCUCUGCACUGUUAUGACUGAGAUGGAAGGUCUUAUGUAAUGUGAAUGGAAACCAUAGGUGUAGUUGUGAUUGGUUAAAGUCUACAUGGUAAUUUGAUUAUUUUUGUGUAUUUAUUUUAGCUGUAAAUAUGGAUUCUGUAACGAUACUGUACAGUACUCUGUGGCAUUGCAUUGGAAGACUGUGAUUCCUUUUGCUCUGGAAUAAAGUGAUAUUAAAGGGCAAUAUGUCUGGUUUGUUCUGGUUUGAACGAGAAUCAGCAGUAGGAAAAAGUGGAUGAAGUAAAAAAACAAAACAAAAAACAGAAACAAUCGUCAUGCCAUCCCUAAAGUUUUAAGCACAGGUUAAGUGUCCAAUAGCUUACAGAGCUUGCAAAAUUCCAGGACUUUUAUCUUCUCAUUUAUCCGACUGUUGCUGGCUCGUGACUUUACUGGCAUCGCCGAGUCCCCAGAUGGCAUUAAAGUUGAGGGGUCUGGAGCCCAUGAAGCGUUAUUGCUCUGACAGACCCUCGGCCUUUCUUCCUCCCAGUACCGCAGGCACAAACACUGAGCCAGAACUGCCCAACUCCACUGCAGGAACAGACAUUAAACUGGCCCCGAGGGACAAUUUGCUUUGCUGAUAUAUGGCGGCUGGACGUUAGGGGUCACAUCUGCCACUGAUGCACACAACAGUGACGGUGGCUUUGUUUCCGCUCCGAAGUCGAAGCGGUAAUUUAAUCCGCUACGCACUGUUUGGAUGUUGAUUAAAGCAGGCAUAGGUAAAGCUGUUCAGAGCCCCUCCCCCCUGGCUGCACCAGCACCUAUAAAUCAGUAACACUCCAGAAAGGUCAUAGGUCAAAGAAACUCAAAGUAAGCAGACCUUCUUUCAGGUCUAAGGUUUUAUGGACUGGCACAUAUUAAAGACCUUUUGAUCCUUACCAAUUCCUAAAGUUCAGUACGUUCAAUGAGUGCUAAAAUGGUAACUGAAUUUAUGAUUCCAGAACUUGACAGGUUUUGUUUGUGCAUACAAUGCUAGCCACAUUUAUGGAAAGUUGUGGAAAAGAUGUGUUAAAAGCCUUAAAUCAAUCUCAACUCAUUGGACGGGGUGCUGCAUGCAAGGCAUCUCCCAGUCUGUCAUGGUUAAAGGGGCAUUAUAACAUAAAGUCGACAUUUUUGAGCUUUGCACCGUGUUAUAGAGUUGUUCCCUAAUCAAAAACAUUUCAUACCUGUUAGUAAAAUCUCCCUUGGCAACCAUUCAGGUUUGUAAAACGCUUGGGGGAACCAAGUGGCACCUUCAAUACGCAGCUCCUCCACAGACCUACAGUUUUCAGGGAUUUCGACUCCCCGCACUCUGCUCCUCCAGACUAGCCAGCAGCAAUUAGCCAACACCUGGUGAAGCUGCGCGUCUGCUGACCUCAUUGUAUGAGCUACUUCUAUGUCCAGUGCUCCCCUGAAUGUUUGUAAAGCCUCGAUAGAGGAACGCUAGAGAAAGAAAGAAAGAGACAGAGGCCCAAUAUUAAGGCAUGAAAUUGCAAAAUCAAAUUUCUUUUAAGUCCUGUUGGACACAUACAGCAUUUUUAUGACAACUGAAGGUGGCAUAAUUAAUUCAUCGUCCCUCAGGAGAAGACAGACAUGCACCAGGAGAGCCUCUAAAAACCAUAAGCCAGGAUCUGAGCUCAGGAACUUCUUGCUGAAUUCCUUUCUAAUCAGCUCAUUUGCAUAUCUUCCUGUCAACUCUUGGAAAGAUUGUCAAUUUUUGUUUGUUUGUUGACAAUCAUAUAGUUUCCAAACUGAUGGAUAGCAUCAAUCACAGAUGAAAUUUUUCUUGUCUGCUUUGAGUUACCGCACGUGAAAGCUCAUAAACUCCCCGAGCCAUUGGCCACCAGCACAUCUUUACUUACUCGGUGCAUUUUACGAGCUACACAUGACUGCUCCCUACCCUCCAAAGUCCUUUGGAAACAGUGAGUACUUACUUACUUUUUCCUUUCCCUUUUUUAUAGAUUUUUGCUUUUUUUUUUUUUUUUUUUUUUUUUAAUUAAAUAAAAACAACGUUUAAGAUAUAAUGUGAUAUUGGUCAUUUGAGGUGCCUCAUUUUGAGAACCAAUGAUGGUCGGAUUAAUAGUGGCAACGCCGCAUUUGUUAUUGAAAGAGCUUGCCUUGGGCCAGUACCUGUGCAGUUUAGACAGAUUUUACUACAACCCAUAAAUGAGACGGUCUUUUUUUCCUGUCUGCCUACACAAACACACCCACGCUGGCAGCAGAGGAUGUUUUGAUCCUUCGGCUGGAUGACCUCAGAUUCCGGGCAUAGUGAUGGUUAUAUGAGUCACAUAAAAGUGAGUUAAUUUAACGGGGGGAGGAGAGUGGACAAUGUGCCAACCAGCCUGCCCAGACAUUUUGACACUGAUGAAUAAGUCCCUGGUCUAUUACAUUUCACAGUUCAGGUCACAGAAAGGUUGUGAUAAAAAUAUAAAUAUGCUUAUUCUCAUUAUGAUACUACAAAGCAGGGACAGUAGCAGUUUUGGCAGUACUUGGGCUUCAUGUGUAUUUUAGAAAAUAAACAGAGCCUUGCACUGGAAAAUAGUAAUACUAUGCUGACUAAUAAAAGGUUUCAGAGACCAACACCUAACUCGAUGACAGGGAUUAAUUUCAGAUUCACUCAACAAUAUAGCAGAAACAAACAAAACAAAAACUCAACUUGUGUAAUGGCAAAGAUGUUUCUCUGUGUCAGACUGCUCUAGCAAGUACAACAACUUAGGAUAUUGACCAAAUUAAGGCUAACAAUCACUUUGUACGUUUAUCAGAGUAUGAGUCAAUCUUUCAGAACUAAACAGCUGUGAAUUAUUAAAGGGAUUAUCCAAGACUUUUUAUGAGAACGUGAAAAAGUUAAUGUCUGUCUCUGCAGUAGAUCUCUUGUCGUCUUCAUACAGUAUAACUCUAGUUUACCCGGGUUCUGGAGGCUAAAGCUAGCUGCUAGCUUCAGAGGAGCCUGGACCAGGGCGGACCAUGGAUUGGAUCACUGCUCCAAUCCAUGUGGCAUAGUUUAUGUCAAUACUGUUUCCAGAAUCUUUAAACCUUUGUCACGUUUGGAUUGGUCAGUUUGUUACACAGAAACAAACCGUGUGUCCAUAAACACAUCCAUUAAUGUGUUUAUGUUCACAUUAAUGGACGUUGGAGGGUGUGCGCCACUAAUAAUCUUCCUGUCUGAAGCAAGAAUUCAGAACAAGACAUGUUUGAGUAUCUACAUGAUAAGAGAAAUAAGCCCUUUAAAAAAUAAAUAGGUUUCAAUUAAAUUGCUAUAUUAUUUCACAUUUUUUUUAAAUGCUAUACAUAUUGUUGGACAGUUUACUCUGACUUAAAAAGCCUUACAUGCUUCUAUCUAAGUUUUCUUUUUAAGUUGUUCUACGCAGGAAGAUUGCUGGUUUUGCCCCCAACUUAUAAGUAAUGAUCAACUUUUCUUUAAAUACUCCCUCUCUCACAAUACUUCAAAGGUUCACAGUGUUAGGUUCACAAUAAUGUUUUCCAAUUUGAGGUAUUUUAAGACAGCAGACGUCCACUUUGGUUUUGGUUCCUCUCUGGGCUGGCAGCUUCCGCCUCUGUGAACAACAUGGAUUUCUGCUUAUCGUGGUCACCAAGAGAGCUAUAUACUGGAAGAAAGAUAUUAACUGCUUAUAACCGUUUUACCAAACCUCCCUGUAAAAUUUCAAAACAAUUUCUGUGAAGCCUCUCAGACAUGUAAGAAAGUACAUCUAAAGUGAAACUGCUGCCAUAUUCUUUUUCAUAUACCUCUCUGCUUUUGUACGACAAAGGUAACUCUGUUCUGGAGCGCUUCACCAGCUCGGCUUCACGCGUCCAAAAAUGAGAAUAGCCACAAAAAAAAAGGACAAUACAUCCUAAAAGUAAAUAUAUUCGUUAUAGUGUAGACAAAUGAAUCCACAGUUCAACUCUGUGGGCUUAUGUAUGUCGAGUCUUGCUGUUUUUAUCCAUAGAUAGACAAUCUGCACGGCAAGUCAUGUUGUCUAGACGUACGUUGUUAUUAUUUGGUGUGUGUAUAAGGCAUAGUGCCGCAUCUAUGAUUUAUAAAAGCAAUUAAAUGAUUUGGUCCACCUGCAUGAUGAUUUAUUGAAACGAGUUGAGGCCCAGAGAAAGUGGCAGCCUUUCUAUUGUUUUUGUUUGAACUUGUAUUUUCUUUGGAGAUAGGGCUAAAUUACUCUAAUUAAUUACUGUAUCAUAACAUCGACUUUUGCAAUGUUUUCAAACUACUUUCUCCGUCCCAUCAUUUUCCCAAGAACAUUCCCCCCCCCCCCUUGUUUUUUAGCUUUAGCUACUGUUGUUCCCAUGUUACUACUGUUGACGCUGCCUUUCUCAGCUAGUAAACUAAAAGUUUUCAUCCGGUUUCGGGCGUUCAGGCCCUUUGCGACCCAGAGAUGCUUUGGACGUCACGGCCGGUCGGGUCAGCAGAGACGGAUGGAUGAGAAAUUUAUGCACAUGAAAGAAAGGAGAAGUGAAAAUGUGAAGGGCAAGAGGUGACGCAAUGAGAUACCGUGUUAAAUUUUGGGUGACCGGAGAGGAAGCGAGCGUAAAAGAAAAAGAAGAAGAAGAAAAAAAAGAAGCUAAUUUUAGUUGUUUUAAACGUGAGAGAGUAUAAACGCAUUGCAGAGACAGUGUGGAGUCUGAAGCACGGACUCACACUUCACACCUAAGAGUCUCAGCUCUGAGGGACACUGUGUGCUGGGGGGUCAGCGUCCUAUCCGAUCACUAAUGCCCCCCAUAUGUAAGGAGACACCGGCUCCUCAGGAGGAAACUGUGUCCAACAGGGAUCAUGUCUCGCCACCAUGUUGGACCCAAACCUUGCAGGGGUAGUUGAAGGAAGGUCCUGUUGAAAGGUUUUAAGUGUGAUAACUGUCUUGCCGAUGCUGAUGAUUAUUUACUGUGGAUGUGGAGGUUGGAGGUGGAGCCAGUCAACUUGACCACACAUCAUUUAUGACGCACUACCUCCAAAUUUAUGCUUAAAAAAAUCAUCAGCUUUUUUUUUUUUUUGUCAAUAACCAUUUAACCAGCGUCUGCAUGCACUGCUGAGACAUUUUACGCUGGGAGCAGUCCAACUCCUGAGCUAGGUGUUCAGCCUCUGGGAUCAAAUAAUCUGUUUUUAUACCAAAUAAUGAAGCCAAAAGAGUAAUUUACUACAACUGUUUGUAAACUUUUAACAAACCCUUUAAAAAAAAAGAAGUUUUCUUUAAAUUCCUGAGAAUUUGAACAGGAACUUUCUUUUUUUUAUGCACGACACGUAAAAAAAGGACAGUUUUUCCAGAUGAGAUCUCCAAAAUCCCAACUAUUACAAAGCGUCAGAUUUAACAUCCUAAUAUCCCAAAACAUCAUUUUGCAAAUUUAGCAUCAUUCAAAAAAAAAUCCUGUGUUUUUGUCCUUUUCCCUACACCUUUUCCUUUCCCCCUCUGCCCCCCUCUCUUCCUUUCACCUCUCCUCUCCUCCCUGUUUUCCAGUUUCCCUCCUUGUGUCCCUUCCAGACUGUAUAAAUAUCUGAGAGCAGAUGGGAAGAGCUCAGUGUUGCAGAGCUGCUCAUAGAAGAGAGAACAAGACAAGGGGAGAGGGCAAGACGACCUGAUAAGAGAAAAAACCUCUGAGUUAAAUCUGGAAAUUGGCUUGGAUAAAAAAAAAAAAAA
This is a messenger RNA of Xiphophorus couchianus (Monterrey platyfish), 8130 nucleotides long. RefSeq names its product vesicle-associated membrane protein 4 (gene vamp4). NCBI's taxonomy places the organism in Eukaryota, Metazoa, Chordata, Actinopteri, Cyprinodontiformes, Poeciliidae. The coding region runs from base 1168 to 1632 and encodes 154 amino acids. Gene Ontology annotation, biological process: SNARE complex assembly; Golgi ribbon formation; vesicle-mediated transport. Gene Ontology annotation, cellular component: membrane; trans-Golgi network; SNARE complex. The record is from RefSeq and is a predicted model, not a curated record. The transcript is spliced from 8 exons.